GAGGAACUUYACGGGAGCAUUUUGCAUAAAGUUUAAUCCGAUUAUCAAUUAAAACUAUGACAGGGCAAAAACGUCCCUCGAUUGAUCUAUCCAUACAAGAUUCGGCCUUUUUGACACAUGAAUUAGACGCCAUCGAUCCAUUGCARUUGACAAAAUGUCAACGACAGAUGAAGAAUWAUCCGCAUCAACAUCMACAGGAACAAGAAGAAAAUGAAAAUCAACGUAAUGUCAGUCUCCAUUAUGCCAUCAAUGAUUUGCCAAUCACUGCAACAGCUGACGACGAGAACAAGAUAUGCGACGACAGCGGCGGCGGUUUCUGGGAAGAAGCCCGUCUGUUUUUCGAACUCGCGGGUGUGUCUUGCCUAAUGAACCUUGCCUUUAUAAUGAGUCCCUUAUUGACAGCGAGCUACAUCGGACGGUCUUUUACUCCCGUCUACUUGUCGGCAUUUACGCUUGCGAAUCUCACCGGGAAUCUUUGUACUUUCAGUUUGAUGGCUGGCCUAUUUUCGGCCAGCGACACCCUGUCGCCCCAGGCCUUUGGGCGGAAGGACUAUCCGGAAGUCGGUUAYAUUGCGAUCAGGGGAUUUGUAGUYGCUUUCACUCUGCUAUUUCCAAUCAACGCGUGCUUGUUUUUCUUCAUGACGGAUAUCAUGGUUGCUCUCGGACAAAACGCGGAGGCAUCUUCACACGCUACAGCGUGGUUCAGGAUAUACAUCUUUAACAUGCCGUUUUCAAUCCUGUACAACUGCUUGUGGAAAUUCUUAACGGCGCAACACAUUAUGAAGCCAUUGAUUCUAGUGUCAAUUCUCUGCAUGGGUUUCGUGUUGCCGGUGAGCYUAACACUCUGCAUAAACACCAUGGGCUUUCUGGGUUCCGCGGUGGCCUAUGUCCUGUUCCAGGCAUCUCAGUCCCUYUUCCUUCUGGGUUACGUUUGGUGGAAGCAUCCGCACCAUAGUGGGACCUGGCCAGGUCUUUCGUGGAAAAGUAUGCAAAAUGCACUGGAGUGGCACCGUAUGAACGAAUUCUUUCACCUUGGAAUGGGAGGGAUCGUAGCACAAUGCGAGUGGGUCUUUUGGGAAGCCAUUGGUCUAAUAGUGGGAAAAUUGGGUGUAGUGGCCCUGUCGGUACACACGAUACCGAACCAGACCAUCAUGGCCUUUUGCAUGGUCCCCUUCGCCUUUGGGGUUGCCCUCGCAAUUCGGAUGGGAGUAAUCCUGCCUAUUUCGGUCGGGCACACCCAAUCGGUAGUCAUCGUGACGUCCGGACUUUCGACGCUGCUGUUUGGGUUGGUUUCGGUUGCCGUUUACGUCUAUAGGGAUGUGAUUGUAGACCUGUUUACCAYAGAUAAUGCCGUCAAGGAACUAGCAGAUGUGAUCUGGUCGGAGGUCUCACUGUUCAACAUAAAUGUGUCGCUGUUUGGCAUMCUGGCGGGUAUCGCUACCGGCCUAGGAAAACAAUGGGCACUCGGCGUCAUCAACUUUGUAUUCCURUGGUUGUUCGGUUUGCCGAUGAUUUAUUAUUCGGUCAUCGUCUUGGAUGAGGGAUUAGGCGCUGCUUGGUUCUGGAUGAACAUUCCUUAUUUGUGCAUGAAUUCAUCGUUGAUACUUCUGUUUCUGUUUACGGAUUGGAACAAGAUCCAAGAACAGAUUCUGCUAAAGAAGGACGGGAUCAAGGAUGACGACGGCUGUUGUGCUAACAAGGGUUGUGGUCAGCAGGUAGACAAAAUAUACAUGGUUGCCAGUGAAGCUACGUCAUUGCUAUAAAGGUAGAUUACAUAAUUUUAAAAUAUAAAUACUGUCAAUCAUUUGGCAAUUGAUCCCCAUGCUAACCUAUUCAUUGUCAUCACUAAUUCAAGGUUCCCAUCCUUAAAUUUUUUCAGUACAAAUUAUUUUCAACCUGGUUCUGAAUUACCCAUGUGUUCAGAAGAAGCAGAAUUGGAGGCCUGCAUCACCAGAUUAUUUGAAUAGCUCUGCAGAUGUUUUACUAUUUUAGCGAUGAUGGAAUCAUUACAGUAGUCAUCGGAACCAAUGGGUUAGUACAGAAACUAUUUUUAAUGAAUAUCCUGUAGAAACAAAAAGAGAUUUUUGAGCAAAAUUCAUGUAGGCUUUUGUGACACAGAAUUGUGAAUAAAUUAGAAGUAGUAGCUCAACAUUCUUGUGCAAAUUAUUCAUUUUUCAUCAUUAGUACUAGUAUAUCAUUCCAAGAUUAAAGUGGUCAUAAUAAGAUUAAAGAUAACCC
Messenger RNA from Pseudo-nitzschia multistriata, 2238 nucleotides. NCBI's taxonomy places the organism in Eukaryota, Bacillariophyta, Bacillariophyceae, Bacillariales, Bacillariaceae. The record is from the annotation of a GenBank genome assembly.